Messenger RNA from Hyaloscypha bicolor E, 255 nucleotides. RefSeq lists its product as uncharacterized. The record is from RefSeq and is a predicted model, not a curated record. The transcript has a single exon. Gene Ontology annotation, biological process: regulation of DNA-templated transcription. Lineage: Eukaryota; Fungi; Ascomycota; Leotiomycetes; Helotiales; Hyaloscyphaceae. Gene Ontology annotation, molecular function: zinc ion binding; DNA-binding transcription factor activity, RNA polymerase II-specific. The annotation marks the transcript as partial.
AGGGCAAGAAAAGCAACAUGUGAUGAGGAAAAGCCUUUUUGCGGUCGAUGCACGAGGAUCAAGGCCCGAUGUGGAGGUUACCCUAAGCCACGAUUAGCGACUCCUCAUCGGCGACCGCUCUUACCGAAAUCCUCAGAGGGGGGAGUAGUCCUCUGGUGUCCAAUCGCUGCACGGCUCUUCGAAUCAGCGCAAGACUUCCGCUGCUGCCGGAUCUUUUCGAGGAAACUGCGGGUCAGAUUUCUGAACCAUUUGUGA